This is a messenger RNA of Lacerta agilis (Sand lizard), 521 nucleotides long. RefSeq names its product glycoprotein hormone subunit alpha 2 (gene GPHA2). Gene Ontology annotation, molecular function: hormone activity; hormone receptor binding. Gene Ontology annotation, biological process: cell surface receptor signaling pathway. Gene Ontology annotation, cellular component: extracellular region. The transcript is spliced from 3 exons. The record is from RefSeq and is a predicted model, not a curated record. Lineage: Eukaryota; Metazoa; Chordata; Lepidosauria; Squamata; Lacertidae. Bases 12 to 395 code for a protein of 127 amino acids.
CCCCAGAGGCAAUGCCAACUCUCCUCUCUGCCGCCAUCCUCUUGGUGCUGCUGGCCACAGGCUGCUGGACUUCUGAAGCCACCCCUGGAGUCGGUUGCCACCUCCAUCCUUUCAGCGUGACCAUCAAGAGUGACCCCCGAGGGAGCUGCCGCAGCAGGCAAACGGUCCAGGCCUGCGUGGGCUACUGCGAAUCCAGCGCCUUCCCCUCCAAGUACUCCGUCCUCCUGGCCAGCAACUUCAAGCACAACGUCACGUCCGUCUCCCAGUGCUGCACCAUCGCAAAGAUGCAGAAGAUAAAGGUGCAUCUGCGUUGUGGGGGCACCCGGCCCGAGACCAUAGAAGUCUUCACAGCAAAGACUUGCCAGUGUGACGUGUGCCGCCUCUCCAGAUACUAGGGAGUCGGCGGUAGCCAUUCCUGCUUGCGGCCUUUCUAUGCUAUCAAUUGCCGGCUCUCACUACCCUGGCCUCCCCCUUCCCCUCUCCCAACCAGGGUUUGCUUAAUUCAAGGAUGUAGCCCAGGG